Chlorella variabilis is the source of this 2802-nucleotide messenger RNA. RefSeq lists its product as hypothetical. Lineage: Eukaryota; Viridiplantae; Chlorophyta; Trebouxiophyceae; Chlorellales; Chlorellaceae. The transcript has 6 exons. The record is from RefSeq and is a predicted model, not a curated record. Bases 1 to 2802 code for a protein of 933 amino acids.
AUGGGCACCCCCCAGGACUGGCCGGCGGCGCUUUCCCGGCUUGAAGCCGUGCUGGAUAGGGGCCCGCUGCGCGGCGGGGGACCGGCCUACGAUGACUUGAUUGAUGAAGCACUGGAAAUGAUGGAAGACACCAAAAGACUGGUGGAAACGAGCGAUGAGGGCGUCCGCAAGAGGUUUGCAAAGUCGGUGUACGCGGCGGGGCAGCAGUGUCAGCAGCUGGAGACUACACUAAUGGCCGCAGCUGCAAGGCGACUGCUCUCGGCCUUCAACGCCGUGGAGGCCGCCUUGGUGUCGGCUACUGUAUGCCUGCAGAUGAGCUUCAAGUGCAAGCUGGAUGAUGAGAGGAGCCUCAAUCGGAUGGCCACCGGAACCCUGGCGCUCGUCCUGGGUGCCGGGCAGCGCCUGCUGCUAGAGCUGGAGGCCAGCCCAGCCACCAACACCGGCCUGCCGAUGACAUUUGUCACGCUGAACACACAGAUGCGGACUGUGUGUGGCCUCGUCAGGCUACUGCAGCGGCCUUGGGGCAGCGGCGCAGCAGCCACCUGCGCCGCCGUCUGCGCCGCCGUGGCGCAGCCUGCGCCGCUGCUGGCGUGGGUGGCUACCACGGGCCGCAUGAUUGCGCGGAUGCAGGCGACCGUGUUGACAGGCAGGGUUAUAGGAGGCAUCGUGUGGGAUGUGGGCGUGGAAUAUGUGGAGGUGCUCUCACGCACCUUGGCCGCCCCUCACCGGGCCGCUUUCGCGCCCCACCAGCUGGCCCUGGCGGCAGACGUGGAGCUGCAGCUGCGCCUGCUGGCGCCGGUGCUGGGCGUGCUGGACAGCGUGGUGCUGCAGCUUGGCGGCACCACCGAUGCCGGCAGGCUGGCGGCAGCCUGUGGCGGGCCUUCCAGCGGUGGCAGCAGCAGCGGCGGCGAUGAGAGCAGCAGCCCCGCCAGCAUUCUGUGGACCACGCUUUACGGCGCAUUGCGCUUGAUAGAUGGGCCCGCGCUGGAGCCUGCGGUUGAGCGCCGGCUGGCGGCCCCUUCAUUUGGGGUGCGGCUGCUGGGGCAGGCAGCGGCGGCACAGCGCCUGCUGCUGGCAUCUGCUGACCAGGCGGCUGUUGACGUGCGCGUUGCAGCCUGCGCCGCGGCUGCCCGGCUGGCCUGCAGAGUGGCUCAGCAGCUGCUGGCGAAUCAUAUCGCCAGGCAGCAGGCGGCCGCCGAGGCGCCCGGCGCUUGCAUCUCGGACCCUCAGCUGAUGCCGGCUGCGGCGGCAAUGCUCCAGUUCGUGCCCGCUGCAGCUGCUGCAUUUCGGAUGGCGGCCAGCGAGGAGGCGCAGCAGGGUGGAGCAGACCCGCCAGAGGCUGAUACGUGGGGGCUGUGUGUGUGGCUGGCAGCAGCCAUCAACCUUCCGCUGGCCUGCGAGCCCGCCGCCGUCCUGUCCGAUUGCAGCAGCAGGUUGGCAGCCUGGUGCGCGGCGGCCGACGCGGGCCUGCGGCUGCUGCCGCUGCUGGUGCGGCUGCAGCUGGGCUGGCAGCAGCGCCCUUCUUCCGGCCCUCCGGUGCCCAGCGAGCCGGGGGUGCCGCCACCUGGCGCCCUGCUGGCGCGUGUCCUUCUCAAGCUGUGGGCCGUGUACCUCCCGCCGGUCUCCGAUGCUCUGACCAUCCACACCGAAACCUCGCUUGGGGCGGUGGAAACGGCCCGCACGAUGGCGCAGCCGCUGUCCCAGCUCCACGCCACCGUGUGCCGCCUCGUGCACUGGGCGGCGGCGCUGGAUGCGGAGGAGGCGGCGGUGGUUCCCGACCUCGCGGCCUGGCGCUGGCUGGCCUCAGCCGUGCACAUUUCCUUCAAGGAGGCGUUUGAAUUGAACCGAGCCCUGAUCGACACAGGACAAAGGCGUAUGGCGGCGAUGUCGUCGGCGCACGCACGGGCGCUGGCGGUAGUGGCCAGCAGGGCGGGGCUGCAGCUGGACCAAGCCGAGGGGGGCAGCCGGCUGGAGCUGAUGUACAUCGUCGCCGCCUCCAGCUGCCUGCCCUCGCAGCUGGACGCCCAGAUCCUUGCAGGCUUCGACGCCUGCACCAGGCAGUACUGGCAGCAGGAGGCAGGCAGCAUCGACUUCCAAGCGGAGCGGGUGCACACGUCGAUAUGGGAUGGCGAGGACUGGCCGCGCUUUGCAGCCCUGCUGCUCACCGGCGGCCUGCUGGCAGAUGGGCUGGCCGUGGUGGAGGCAUCCUGCCUGCGCUGCAACGACACCCCGCUGCCAUCCAUUUUCCGGCAGCUGAUGACCACUGUGUAUGUGAUUUGCUACAACUUGGGCCAGGCGGCAGCUCGGGAGCUGCUCAAGCUGGCGCCGCACUUGCGCAGCGGCAGCGCCACGAUGCAAAUGUGCGCGCACCACGCCGCUAUCGCCGGUUACCAGGAGGCGCUCCAGCGCGCGCUGGAUGUCCCAGACGGCAUGCAGCCGCCCGCCACCCUGGCCUCGCUGCGCCGCUGCCAGCACGUCUUUGUGCCGGCGGCGGCGGCCCUGGCGGCGGCGCUGACAGCCUUCUGGAGUGAGCCUGAGCAGCAGGCGGCGGCCCAGCUGGAGCAGGCGAAGGCGGCCGCCACCCGCAGCUGCGCCUACCUUGCCUGCGCCAACCUGGGGGCGGAGGGCGGCCCCGAGGCGGGCGAGGGCACCGGCAGCCACCGAUGCGGUCAGUGUCGGACGGCCUGGUACUGCGGCACUACCUGCUCCCACGCCGACUGGCGGUCGGGCGGGCACCGGCGGGUGUGCAAGGCGCUGGCGGCGGCGAGGCAGGCGGCGCGUGCUGGUGUCGGCCACGAAUGA